AGGCGAUGCAGCGGAGGAGGGCGCAAGCAGCAGGCGAGUGCGCUUCGUCGGGAGGACGGCGGAAGAGGGACGCGGUCUGUCUGUCCGCCAAGGACGUAUUCACGCCAGUUCGCCUGGGGACCGAAUAAUCCUUCCGCCGUCUCGGAACAUCAGCUUGAUUGAUCGAUCGAUCGAUCGAUUGAUUUGAUUGAUUGAUAGAUUGAUCAACGGGCCCGAGUGCGAUUAGGUCGGGGGGCAGGAGGAGUUGCGAUCCAGCAGAGGGAAGCAGGGUGAUUAGGGUGAUUUCCCCUCCGCACGGAUGAACGAGAGAAUAGGGUUAUAAACAAAAAAAAGCCGCCGGCCGACAAGGAGAGAGGGAGUGGUAGUCGAGGAGUGGAACUGUUUUGCUAUCUUCAUUCGCAGGAUUUGCAACCGUUGACGAUCAAUCACAAUGAAGAAGAAGCAGAAGGGAAAGGAGGGAAACGCCGUCAGGUACUGCACUAGGAAUCAGGCGCUCAAGCGGCUUCAGAUCAGUCUUCCUUCCUUCAGGCGGCUAUGUAUCUUGAAAGGGAUUCAUCCCCGAGAACCGAAGAAGAAGCUUCAUGGCCUAAACAAGACCUACUAUCAUGUCAAAGACAUAAAGUUCUUGUCGACGGAGCCGCUGCUGGAGAAGGAGAGGGAAAUCAGAGCUCACGAGAGAAAGAUUCGCAAAGCCAAGGCGAAGUGGAACGACGAUUUGGUCGAGAGGUUGAAGAAGAGCACCCCAACGUACACUGUGGACCGGCUUGUCAAGGAAAGGUACCCCUCAUUUAUCGAUGCCUUGAGGGAUCUAGACGACCCCCUAACCAUGAUCCACCUGUUCGCCGUCCUGCCGGCCGACAACAGCCACAGAAUUCCUUAUCAACGGGUCCACAAUGCCAGGCGGCUGUCGCUGGAAUGGCAGGCGUAUGUCAUUCGAACGCAUGCCCUUCGCAAGACGUUUGUAUCAGUGAAGGGUGUGUAUUAUCAGGCGGAAGUGGUUGGGCAAAAGGUAACGUGGUUGGUGCCGCAUCCGCUCACCCAAGUGCUUCCGGAGGAUGUCGACUUCAGAGUCAUGUUGACCUUUCUUGAGUUCUAUGAGACGCUUUUGGGUUUCGUGAAUUUCAAGCUGUAUCAUUCCUUAGGGCUCUCGUAUCCGCCAAAGCUGGAUCCCAAGCUUGAGAAGGCGGCGGCAGAAUUGUCGGCGAUUAUGGCAGCGCUUGCCAAGAAGAAAGCAGAGGCGGCGCCGCCGGCUGCUGGAGAUAAGCAAAAGAAAGGAGGAGGAGGAGGAGGAGGAGGAGGAGGAAAGGAAGAUACUGCGAUCGAGAAAGGGGAGUCGAGAGAGGAAUCAGCAGGGGGAGGAGGAGGAGGAGGAGGAGGAGGAGGAGGAGAAGGGAAAAAGGAAGAUCCAGAGAGACGGGAAAGGGAGAAGAAAGAGGCACGGCAGGAGUUUCUACAGGCGGAGUCGGCAGCGCGGUUGGCUAAUCUGCAGAGCAGGUUUUCUGCGAUGAGGGAGGAAGAGGAGGAAAGGAAAAAGCAGGUCAUCCAGAGCGAUGUGGUUAUGGAGGAGGAGGAAGAGAGUGGAGAGAAGGAGAAUGAGGAGGAGGAGGAGGAGGUGGACGAUGAAGAGACUAAAGUCUGUUCGAAUUUGUUCAAAGAGUUUGUCUUUUUCUUAUCGCGAGAGGUAGCGAGGGAGUCGCUUCUGUUUGUCAUUCGAGCCUUUGGCGGCAAAGUAUCUUGGGAUGGGGAUGGCGCACCUUUUCCCGAGUCUUCGGAAGCCAUCACUCAUCAGGUCGUAGAUCGACCGACACAAGGGCACCGGUUUUUGUCAAGGGAGUACGUCCAACCUCAAUGGGUAUAUGACUCUGUAAACACGCGAUUACUACUCUCCUCAACGAGUUAUACAGUGGGAGCAUCUCUUCCCCCUCAUCUCUCUCCGUUUGUAGAUAACGAGGCAGAGGGGUACCUGCCAGAGUACGCAGAGACCAUCACGAGGCUGAAGGAAGCAAUUGCAAAAGCGGAUGCAAAGGCUGGGGUUCUCCCAUUGCCUGGGGCGGAAGAGGAGAUUGCGGAGGGAGAGAGAACGAUAGCCGCCAUGCGAGCGGAAGAAACGGCGGCGGCGGCAAAGGAGGCGGAGCUGGCGAAGCUGGAGGCAAGGUAUACUGAAGAUCUAGCGGAAGAAAUUGCGGGUGUACCCUACUCCGAGUCAUUGUCGUCGAAGAAGAAGACGAAAAGGAAGGGUAGAGAUAGAGACAGUUUUGCGCAAGCAAUUGAGGAGGGGAAUGAAGAAGAGAUGAAGUCUGGAGGUGAGGGCGGGGAGGACGAAGACGAAGAGGAGGAGGACGACGACGAGGAAGAGGAGGGAGAGGAGGAGGAGGAGGAGGAGGAGGAGGAGGAAAAGUCCGCCGAUCAAAAGGUGAGGGCUAAACAGCAGCAGGUCUCGCGGAAGAAGAAAAAGGUCACGUUCGCAGUUGAUGAGGAUGAGGACGAUGCAGCUAUGGCGCAAAUCAUGAUGCCAAGGAAGGCAAGGAAGUUAUACGAGGCCAUGCAGAUGGGAAUAGAGGCGAAGAGAGCAGGUGUUGAGCGGCUUCAGAAACGGAGGGAAGCGUUGGCAGAGCAAGGAGGGAAAAAGAGUAGUGGUUGGGACCACCAGAAGAAGGGAGAGAAGGGUGCACUGAAGGCCUCGAAGAAGAAGAAGGUCCAUAAAUAAUGACACUUUUUUUUUUUUUUUUUUUUUUUUUUUGAACUCGGGUUCUCAAUGAGGAGGCAUCUCCUUGUUGUUGGUUGCUGCCUUUACGCCAUGUGAAGUUUUUGCACGUGCGGGAGAGUUGUCUUGAUUGAUUAGCGAGAGAGGCUGUGUUUUCAGCAUUUGAAAUUUUAAAAAUGCGAAAUGCGAUUCAGCGGCUGUUUCUUUUCAAAAAUUGAAUGAUUCGAACUCACGAUCUUGUACAUAAUUUGGUUCAUGUCAUUGGAUCUGGAGUC
This is a messenger RNA of Chara braunii, 2979 nucleotides long. NCBI's taxonomy places the organism in Eukaryota, Viridiplantae, Streptophyta, Charophyceae, Charales, Characeae. The record is from the annotation of a GenBank genome assembly.